Debaryomyces hansenii CBS767 is the source of this 1509-nucleotide messenger RNA. RefSeq lists its product as uncharacterized. Gene Ontology annotation, biological process: mRNA splicing, via spliceosome. The record is from RefSeq and is a predicted model, not a curated record. The transcript has a single exon. Gene Ontology annotation, molecular function: RNA lariat debranching enzyme activator activity. The coding region runs from base 1 to 1509 and encodes 502 amino acids. NCBI's taxonomy places the organism in Eukaryota, Fungi, Ascomycota, Pichiomycetes, Serinales, Debaryomycetaceae. Gene Ontology annotation, cellular component: post-mRNA release spliceosomal complex.
AUGUCGAAUAAACACAAAUUUUUGGUAUUAAAUCCUUCACCUGAAGGAUUGGAUAAGGUGAUAGAGAAAGCCAAUUUACAGAAUCAAAAGAUUGGACCGUUCGAAGCGAUAUUGUUAUUAGGAGAUGUCUUACCGGCAGGCUCAAGUAGACCAAGCAAUGAGAUUCAACAGAGUGCAUUUUUCACGCAGGGGGUCAAUGGUAUCAGUGAAAAUGUUCCGAUAGGGGAUACAGAAAGUAGACUAGUAGAUGUUAAGUCGAAUUUGACGUAUAUGAAGGCUCCAUUCACCAAAUUCAAACUUGCAUCGGGGUUGACGAUCGCUUAUUUAGCAGGAACAGAAAUAACCGAAGAAAUCCAGCAGAAUAUAGAAAAAGAGAUAGGAGCGGGUAAGAUCGAUAUUUUGGUAACGUACAACUGGCCUUAUGCUAUUGCAAAGCAGCGCAAAUUGUUGUUAGUUGCUAACAAUAAGAUCGAUUCUCUUGUUAAGAAAAUCAAGCCCAGAUAUCACUUUGCAGUGGGAAACGAGCGAGGAAGAUAUCUUGAAAACGAACCAUUUAAGUGGGAUGAUGAAACCAUCACCAGGUUUAUCAGUUUGGGUCAAGAAGGAAGCGGGGAAAAAUGGUUUUAUGCGUUUGAAAUAGCUAAUGAUUUGACGCAAGUGUCACCGGCACAAUUGGCGGAAAAUCCGUUCACCAUCAAGAUUGAAGAUACACCUGAGCCUACUAAGAGGCCUAUAGAAGAUGUGGAUAAGGAUAUCGCACCCAUAAAGAAGGCCAGGGUAGUCACUCCUGAUCAAUGUUUCUUUUGUUUGUCAAAUCCAAAGGUUGAGACGCAUAUGAUUAUAUCCAUUGGUUCAUAUACCUACAUGACAGUUGCAAAGGGACCUCUAACUAGACCAUCUAAAAACUUACCAUUUUCAGGACAUGCAAUCAUUAUCCCAAUAGAACAUAUGGCGACAUUAAGAAAUACGACUGAUAAUGUUAUUGAGUCUCCAAUAUACCAAGAAAUAAUCAAAUAUCAAGAUUCAUUAGUGAAGGCAUUUGCGAUCUCAAAACCCUUUUUAAAGCUUGUCUUUUUCGAAAUCAACCGUAAGACCAAUGUACAUCAACAUGUACAGUUUUUACCAGUGGGUGAAAAUUUAAUAGAAGCCUUUCCCAAGGCAUUGGAAGAGAAGAGUAAACUAAAUAAUGAAAAUUUUGAAAGAAACCAGAAGCUAAAUUUUGAAGAAUUUAAAGAUACCAACGACCCGAAGCUAUUGGAAAUACUAAAUAAUUCGGAUUAUAUCGUAUUCACUAUAUGUCAUAAUGAAUCUGAUAAAACUGUUUAUAUUGCUCAACUCAACGAGGAAUCUAAAGCCAUUGAUCUACAAUUUCCCAGAAGAGUUCUCGCAUAUACUUUGAAAUGCCCAAAAAGAACAUACUGGGAUAAAUGUCAGCAAUCGAAAUAUAAAGAAACACAAGAAUGUGAAGAAUUUAAAAAUUUUUACAAAGAAUACGAUUUUACUAAAUAG